Molecule: messenger RNA, 1594 nt
Organism: Exophiala viscosa
Lineage: Eukaryota; Fungi; Ascomycota; Eurotiomycetes; Chaetothyriales; Herpotrichiellaceae
Product: MFS transporter
Exons: 7
Coding region: 32-1594 (520 amino acids)
Biological process (GO): carbohydrate transport; transmembrane transport
Cellular component (GO): membrane
Molecular function (GO): carbohydrate:proton symporter activity
Source: RefSeq, a predicted model, not a curated record
AGUUGUUGUCUUUUUGCUAAGGGUCUCAGACAUGGGUUUCUUUGCUAGUAACAAAGGUCAGCAGACAGCGCCUGCGCAGAAGCUCAACGCGUACAAUAUUAUCAUCCUCUUGCUGCUUGCGCCUGGAUCCAUCGCCUAUGGCUACUCUGCGGCCAUCAUCGCUACCACCUUAGGACAACCUUCCUUCAUCGAAUACUUUAGCCUCGCCACUCGGCCCAAUGCAACGUCACUUAUCGGUGCUACCAGUGGUUUGUUCUUCGCUGGCGGCACCAUCGGACCGCUCUUACUGCCAGUCAUCACUGAUCGGUGGGGCAGAAAAUGGGGUAUUGCAAUCUCAUAUGUCUUGAACGUGAUUGCGGCGGCAUUCAUGGCCGGCAGCACCAAUAUGGGCGAGUUCAUCUUCUUUCGAUUCAUCGCUGGUGCCAGCGCCUUCAUGAUACUAGGCGCAAUUCCUCUCUACAUGAACGAGAUAGUGCCCAGCCGCAUGCGUGGUGGUCUGGUCGAGUUGCAUGCUGUGUUCUUCAUCCUUGGCUUCGUUAUCGCAUCUUGGAUUGGCUUUGGAUUCUCCUUCUGGACGAGCGGUGGUUUGAAGGCGUGGCGAGUUCCUUUAGCCAUACAGGCUUUCUUUUCACUUACAGGUCUCACCUGUCUGGUCUUCAUCCCAGAGAGUCCUCGGUGGCUGGUGAUGAAUGACCGUCACGAUGAGGCCCAGAACAUUCUGCACAAACUACACGGUAGUGAGGACCAAGCCACAGAUACCUAUGCCCGCGCCGAAUUCUAUCAGAUUCAGAAACAAAUACGGGUGGACAAGACACUUGGCAACUCUUGGAUGCAUCUAUUGAAGAAACCAUCUUACAGAAAGCGAGUCUUGAUGGGCUGUGGUCUGACAUUCUUCAUUCAAUCGUCGGGAGAUCUGGUUAUCAACAACUACAGUCCUCUCCUCUACAAGGAUCUGGGCUACGGAGUGACCAAGCAGCUUCUAUAUCCUUCAGCCUGGUUGACCUUUACAUUAGGCAUCAGUGUCAUCGCAAUGCCUCUCAUAGACCGCUUCCCGCGCAACAAAAUGACUGCAGUGGGUCUAUGGGGCACUAUGAGUACAUUGAUUGUCGAGGCGGCGCUCGUGGCGAGUUUUGUGCCUUCGACAAACGAGAAUGCGUUGCGUGCUGCAGUGGCAAUGUUGUUCGUCUUCCAAAUCUUUGACACUGCUUGUCUAAACGGACCUGAAUGGGCAUAUUUGGGGGAGCUGUUCCCGACUCACAUUCGAUCCAAGGGCUACUGUGCAGCUAUGUCGAUCUUGGCGUUGAGCAACGUCGUAUAUACACAGGUUGCACCAACAGCAUUUGCAAAUAUUGGCUGGAAAUACUACCUCGUUUUCAUCAUCCUGACCUUUAUUGGUGGCUGUGUUGUAUGGAUAUACUAUCCCGACACAAGGGGAAAACCUUUAGAAGAAAUUGCUGCCCUCUUUGGUGAUGCAGAUGAAGUGGCCGUUUACCAGGAAGAGAUCGAGGUCAAUCAGACAGAGCUUACCAUCGUCGACCACCAUGAAGAUAAAGGCACGGUUGAGAUGCAUGAGGAUGCACUGAAAGCUGUCUGA